AGACAAAAGACUUUUAAGCGAAAUGUCACCACGCGCCUUCAUGCGCGUGGAUUGUCAUCUCCCUCACCCUUCAAAAUAUUAACUGCAAUAAAGCGCGCCAACACGCAACUUGUCGAACGAACAAAACAAACCCCAUUAUUAAAAUCUCCGAUUCCUCCUCCUCCUCAUCUCUCUCUCUCUCUCUCUCUCUCUCUCUCUCUCCUCUGCGUACUUAUCGACUCGGAGGCCCAAACAAGUCUUCCUUGAUUUGCUCAAGCACACUAUCUCUGCUUUCCGAAAUACUAAAAUACUCUCUCUCUCUCUCAUCAUUUUUCUGUUGCGGCAAUGGCGUCGGCGGAGCAGACCAUACUGGUGACCGGAGGAGCCGGUUUCAUCGGCACUCACACCGUGGUUCAGCUACUGAACGAGGGGUUCAAGGUUUCGAUCAUCGACAACCUCGACAACUCCGUCGCGGAGGCGGUCCAACGAGUUCGGCUUCUAGUUGGUCCCCAACUCUCUAAGAACCUCCAAUUCACUAUCGGUGAUCUGAGAAGUAAGGAUGAUUUGGAGAAGCUGUUUUCGCAAACAAAAUUCGAUGCUGUGAUCCACUUUGCCGGCCUUAAAGCUGUUGGGGAGAGUGUUAUCAAUCCUCGUCGUUAUUUUGAUAACAAUUUGAUCGGUACGAUUAAUCUUUAUGAGGUCAUGGCAAAAUAUAGAUGUAAGAAGAUGGUUUUCUCAUCAUCUGCAACUGUCUACGGCCAACCUGAAGAAAUUCCGUGUGAUGAAGAUUUUGAGUUAAUGGCUAUGAAUCCGUAUGGGCGGACUAAGCUUUUUCUUGAAGAAAUUGCUCGAGAUAUUCAGAGAGCAGAACCAGAUUGGAGAAUUAUUUUACUGAGGUACUUCAAUCCUGUUGGAGCUCAUGAGAGUGGUAAAAUCGGUGAGGACCCUAAGGGCAUCCCGAACAAUCUCAUGCCCUACAUACAACAGGUAGCUGUUGGUAGAUUGCCUGAGCUUAAUGUGUAUGGUUAUGAUUAUCCCACAGAGGAUGGUACAGCGAUCCGGGACUACAUUCAUGUUAUGGAUUUAGCAGAUGGCCAUAUUGCGGCUCUUCGGAAGCUUUUCAAGACAGAAAAUAUAGGCUGUACCGCCUACAACUUGGGAACUGGACAUGGUACAUCAGUACUUGAAAUGGUUGCUGCAUUUGAGAAAGCAUCUGGCAAGGAAAUCCCUAUCAGACUAUGUGCAAGAAGGCCAGGAGAUGCUACAGCUGUUUAUGCUUCUACAGAGAAAGCUGAGAGAGAACUUGGCUGGAGGGCAAAGUAUGGCAUAGAGGAGAUGUGCAGGGACCAAUGGAAGUGGGCAAGCAUUAAUCCAUGGGGUUACUUGUCCAAGCCUUGAACAUAUUUACAAGCACAGAACAAGUUAUACUUGACCCUUCAAAUUGCAGUGGGUUUCAGAAUUCCAAAUGGAACUACAUUGAAUAGGUCUAUUUUUAACUUAUAGAGUCGAGGGGUGUUGUACAACUUGUCACAGCUCCCCCCCCCUUCCCCCGAAAAAUAAUAUCUAUUGCUCAACUUCAGGUCCAUUUAGUUGUGUAUUGCUGGGUUUUAGUUCUCGCUUAGCAAAUAUUAUAUUUACUGUAGUCCAAGAUUGGGCAAAUGCAUUUAAGUUCAAUAAAUUGAUAUUUACAAAA
Messenger RNA from Malania oleifera, 1672 nucleotides. RefSeq names its product bifunctional UDP-glucose 4-epimerase and UDP-xylose 4-epimerase 1. The transcript has 9 exons. Lineage: Eukaryota; Viridiplantae; Streptophyta; Magnoliopsida; Santalales; Ximeniaceae. The record is from RefSeq and is a predicted model, not a curated record. Gene Ontology annotation, cellular component: cytosol. Bases 325 to 1377 code for a protein of 350 amino acids. Gene Ontology annotation, biological process: rRNA processing; galactose metabolic process. Gene Ontology annotation, molecular function: UDP-glucose 4-epimerase activity; RNA binding.